Messenger RNA from Filobasidium floriforme, 2980 nucleotides. RefSeq names its product putative B-type regulatory subunit of protein phosphatase 2A. Gene Ontology annotation, cellular component: protein phosphatase type 2A complex. NCBI's taxonomy places the organism in Eukaryota, Fungi, Basidiomycota, Tremellomycetes, Filobasidiales, Filobasidiaceae. The coding region runs from base 232 to 2586 and encodes 784 amino acids. Gene Ontology annotation, molecular function: protein phosphatase regulator activity. Gene Ontology annotation, biological process: signal transduction. The record is from RefSeq and is a predicted model, not a curated record. The transcript has 10 exons.
CAUCCUUAUAUAUCUCUAGCCUUCCAUACACUCCCUUGAUCAUUGCUACACACAUCUAGGACCUCAUCUACGAUACUACGAUAGCCCGCCGAAAACGCGGUCGAGACGAACGGAGACCUUCAGCACACUCGAACGAGCAGAGCGAGAGAGAACAACAAUCCCCAAGACGUGAUACCGAUAUACCACAAGACCAGCUUUAUCGACCUAUCGUCGAUCUGAUUUGUUUGAAGGAUGAAGGGACUUAAGAAGGCUAUGCAGCUCUCCAGAGCCAAAUCCAGCUCGGACUCGUCUAAAUCCAAAGACAAGAAGGACGAGAGAGAUCGGACCGCCUCGCCUUCCCCUUCUUCUUCCUCGCACCCUCUUAGAUCGUCUACCACAGCCUCGGCGGGGUCCAGUACGACUUCUGUCAACUCUACCAACAACAGCAACAAUGCGGGUCCGACCGCAUCUGGAGCGGGGACGAACUUGGGGUUGGGGUCGAGACAACCUGGAGGGUUAGGAGGAAUGGGCCUUGGAGCGGGCGAUCGAAGACCGGGGCAUGGGGCUGGGGAUAAGACUUCACCUGCUCCGCCUUUGGUCGUCGUCUCCGGUGCACCUAGUUCGGAACAGGGUUUAGGGGACGGGGUACCGCAUGCCGAUCAAGGUCAAGGUCAGGGGUCUCCUACUCGGAACAACAUCAACACCUCUCCCUUACUUGGGAACCCGCUAGGAUCACCUAAUUCCAACUCGAAUUCAUCAGCCGGAGGACGAUCUCUGGGAGUAGGCGGUGUGGGCGGGUUGACGGUGGGCAUGGCAGGGAUAGGUCUGGAGGGCAGACAACCGGGACAACCGCCCAAAGCGGGUCAGUUGACCAAGUUGAGACAGGGACCGAGGGAUACGAUACCGAUCGUCGGGAAGAGCCCGAGGAAGCAGAGGAGCAGCAGGUUUCAUGUGACGGAGAAGGUGCAUCUGGAAAAGUUGCCGGCGUUCAGCGAGGUCCGACCGGAAGAACGAACCGACCUGUUUAUCCGGAAAUUACAACAAUGCAGCUACAUUUUCGACUUUAAUGACGCUUCGGCCGACCUGACCGAGAAGCAUACAAAGGGACAGACUUUGCACGAGAUGUUGGAUUAUAUUACUGUUGGGAGGGGAGUUAUCACCGAGGCUAUUUAUCCCGAGGUGGUCGCUAUGUUCUCGUCCAACUUGUUCCGUUCGAUCCCGCCUCAGGUCAACCCGACCGGCGACGCUUUCGACCCGGAAGAGGACGAACCCGUGCUCGAACUCGCUUGGCCGCACUUGCAGAUCGUCUACGAGUUCUUCCUGAGAUUCGUGGAGAACCCGGACUUUAGCACCAAUAUUGGAAAGAAGUAUAUCGAUCAGACGUUUGUCUUGCACCUGCUGGAGUUGUUCGAUAGCGAAGAUCCGAGGGAACGGGAUUUCCUCAAGACGACUCUACACAGGAUCUACGGGAAAUUCCUCAACCUCCGAGCGUUUAUUCGUCGAUCCAUCAACAACGUCUUUUUCCAAUUCAUCUACGAGACCGAGCGACACAACGGGAUCGCUGAGCUCCUCGAGAUACUCGGAUCCAUCAUCAACGGGUUCGCACUCCCGCUCAAGGAGGAACACAAGACUUUCCUCACGAGGGUCCUCAUCCCCUUGCACAAGGCCAAAUCGCUGGCGCUCUACCACCCUCAACUCGCCUACUGUGUCGUCCAGUUCUUGGAAAAGGACGCUGCGUUGACGGAAGAGGUCAUGAUGGGUCUCUUGCGGUAUUGGCCCAAGGUCAACUCGCCCAAGGAGGUCAUGUUCCUCAACGAGGUCGAAGAGAUUCUGGACGUCAUGGAAGCGCAAGAGUUUCAGAAAGUCAUGGAACCCUUGUUUCAGCAGUUGGCGAGGUGUAUCAACAGUCAGCACUUCCAGGUCGCCGAACGAGCGCUGUAUUACUGGAACAACCCUUAUAUCGUUACCUUGAUGGGCGAGAACAUCCAGAUCAUCCUCCCGCUCGUCUUCCCGGCCUUGUUUACCAACUCGAGAACGCACUGGAACAGGACCAUUCACGGCAUGGUUUACAACGCCCUCAAGGUGUUUGUUGAGAUCAACCCGCAAUUGUUCGAGGAGUGUCAGCAUGGGUACAAGGAGCACAAGCGAAUGGAAGCGGAACGAGCGAUGCAACGACACGAAGAAUGGAUGCAGCUCCGAGAGAUCGGUAUCAAGCGGUGCGAGGAGAAGAGCCUACCCCUGCCUACCUGGUUGAAGGAACCGCCACCCCCGCCUCCCGAGCCGUUCCAUGACGAGGACGUCGGCGAGGUCUCGGCCGAGAUGAUCCAGCACGAGACGGCCGAGGCUUCGGAGAGCUUCAAUCUGGAGAGGUCGUUGGCGGACGAUCAGGUGCCUCUGGCUGAUCCCGAGGUGGAAGGCGCUAGGACGCCGAUGCCCCAUACACCGCUCAACCCGUUGGCCCCCGCUUCGCCAUCAUCCGCAGCGAGCCCACACGUACGCCGGAAAAGCGUACUUCCCCUCGACCCGGCUGUCAUGAGGGAUCUGCAGAAUCAUAAAAGCCUGGACGGGUCCGAUUUGGCCGAGGGACAGGCUGCUUCUUCGCAAUAAAGCACGGGAGCUCGACCUUUUUUCGACGCGCGGUCAACUAUGCGAUAGACGACGAUCUUUGACGACUUUCUUCUUCCUUCUCGACCGGAUUGGAUCUUCAUAUUCUUUCAACAUUCAUCAUCAUCGACCCACGGAGAUGGAGACGGACUAUGAUCGGCAGGUUUCCUCCUAGAGUGCCUAAUGGAGCGGGAAGGGUGACCGAUCCGUUCUGCAUGAAGACCAGAAUGGAUGGGAAGGGGUCCACCAACGCUUCGGCUUCUUUCUGCAUUCAGAGAUCACUGCUUCUCGUUUCUCUCUUUCAACUGCAGACUUGUUUUCUUCCUCUGUCAUCUAGCAUGCACUGUAAUAUGAUUUUUUAUUAUAGCUAUAGCGAUACCGGCAUUUCCCUAAGUGU